Xenopus tropicalis (tropical clawed frog) is the source of this 4742-nucleotide messenger RNA. RefSeq lists its product as uncharacterized. Gene Ontology annotation, molecular function: calcium ion binding. Lineage: Eukaryota; Metazoa; Chordata; Amphibia; Anura; Pipidae. The record is from RefSeq and is a predicted model, not a curated record. The transcript has 10 exons. The coding region runs from base 357 to 4649 and encodes 1430 amino acids.
UCAGAUAAACUGUGUGUGGCUGCUCAGAAGCUGUGUAUUUGGUAGUAUGCAUCUCAUUACUCAGAGCCAUGCAGCAUGUGGGAUUGAUAUGACUGCCAGUUUUAAAGGGAUGAGGUUACAAAACCUGACCAAGCUGUGCCAUUCUUUGGGAACCUGGAAUCAUUUGGAAUACAGGAGUCACCGGCACAUUUCUACGCCAUGUCACUUGGGCCAGAAAACAUCAAGAGAGUGCCUGCAACUUGAAAAACCCGGAAGAUACAAAACAAAUCUCUUCACAAUCUUUUUGCAUGAUUCAGCAAUUAAAUUGUCCUUUGUGGUUUAUGAACUUCUUCUGGAAGGCCACAUAAAAAUCUGCAAUGGAGCAACUAUCAGAGCUUUCACAUGUCACUAUCCUCCUAGUGCUGGGACUAUGUACCCAUUGCUACUGUACAGAAAGAAUUUAUAGUCGGAUUGGCAACAUACUCAGUAAUAAUGGAAAUCAAGUAUUCGGGGAAGACAGGCAUCCUGCAGCAGACCUGAAGCAAACCUUGAUGUUGGCAUUUAUGCCAGAGAAAAGUUGCCAUGUUCAACUGGAAAAUAAUUUUGGAACAUUUUCUCCCCCCAUGUAUUCCGGUAAUGUAAACCUUUGGUGUAACUGGACUAUUGUAGCAGGCCCUGGGAAACACGUAGUUGUUUACAUCAAGGGAUUCCAGGCCGAUGCAAGCUGCGAUGAGAAUUGGGAUGAAAUCAUUUUCGAAGGUGUAUCUUCAACAGUAGAAACCAAUGUGGUGUACGCUUGCUGGAAUAAGAACACCCAUGUAUUCGCAGCCCAGGCAACAGCAGUACAUGUUGUGUUUUUCUGGCUAAGUUUUUCCCAUGUCCGUUCAAAGAAAUAUUUUGAAGGCAGUUAUUACAUUUUUGAGGACCCUGUCACCAGUGCCUGGGCACCGGAUAAGCCAGUUAUCAAGACCACAUCCAUGCCAGCUGUGUAUUCUUCUGGAAAAUUGAAACAGACUUCAGAUACACCUGCCCUUUAUUCAACUGUGUUUCCAUCUGAUUUCAAGCAAACAAAAGACAAGGGCAGUAUUUUUACCACCAAGAGAAUUAAACUCUCUGAAAAACAGAAAGAGAGAGAAACAGAGACCUCAAGGGAACGCAAAAUAACUAGCUCGGCACCACCCACAGGGAUCACAUUUAUUAACGGCUUACUGAGAAACGUUAAGAAAACCUUUAUGGCACAGCACAAGGACAUUUUAUUAUACAGGAACACAAGUCAGCAGAUAGAAGAGGACAUAGAAAUGAGGUCCCUGGCUGGUGUGCAACCAGGAAGCACAGAUAAUGAAGAAGCUUCUUCAAAGUUUCUCUACUUGUUUUCAUCCAAGGAGCCCACAUUAGUUAGAGACACAACAAAACCCUCUUUGCAGUCAAAUAUGGAGAGCAAAGUUGUCCAGUCCCUGUCAUUUGCUCCAAGUUCUGCUGAUACUCUUGGCCAAAUAUCAUCCUUUACAAAGGAAAUUGGUCGAACACAAGAACAAGUCUCAGAAAUGAUCACUAUGGUUCCCACAAUACCCAGCUUUAUAACACCCACAGACGUCACAUAUGAAAAGAGUUUACUAAGUGAAAUUAAUAAUACUUUCAUGUCACAGAGUGAUGGAAUUCCAUCAUACUGGAAAGGAAGUCAGCAAGUAGAAGGGAUUCUCAAGGAUAUUAGGUCCCUGGAUGGUAUACAAUCAGCAAGCAUUAAUCAAAUAGAAACUCUAUUAUCUACAGCCAAUGAACAGGAACACACAUUAGCUGGACACAUACUACAUCACACUUUGCAGCCAAGUAUUGAAAGUACAUUAAGCCAGGCCCUCUUAUUUGCUUCAAGUCCUACUGAUACUCUUGUCCAAAUAGCAUCCCUUAAAAAGGAAACUGAUCAAACACUAGAACAAGAUUCGGAGUUGAUGAUUAUGGUACCCACAAUACCCAGCUUUACAACACCCACAGAGGUCACAUAUGAAGACAGUUUACCAAGAAAAAUCAAAAAUAACUUCAUGUCAAUGAGCCAUGGCAUUCCAUCGCACUGGAAAGGAAUUCAACAAACAGAAAAGGUGAAUGGAUUACAAUCAGCAAGAAUAGAUCAAAAAGAAACUUUGUCAAAGUCUCUCUACCUGUCUACAGUGAGCGAACAGAAACACACAAUGGCCGGACACUUACUACAACAAACUUUUCAGUCAAAUAUCGAAAGUUUAUUUGGUCAGGCCCAGUUAUUUGCUCCAAGUUCUUUUGCAUCAUCCUAUGACCAAGAACAUAGUCAAACACAAGAAGUAGCCUCUAUCCUGAUGUCUUUAGGAUCCAAAAUAUUCAGUUCUGUAACACCUACAGAGGUCGCAUUUGACAGAGAAUUAAGAUUUUAUACUAAAACUACAUUAAUGCCACAGAGCGAAGAAAUGUCAUCCCACUGGAGUGGAAGUGAGCUGUUAAAUGAGCUGAACAUGAACAUGAGGUCUCAGGGUGGUGUGCAAGAAAGUCUUCCACAAUAUCUCUACAUGUCUAUAUCUAGUGAACAAGAACAUGUAUUACCUGGAGAUACAGCACAACCCUUCCUGCAGUCAAGUAUUUACAGCUCAGUUGUUCAGUCCCUGUCAUUUUCUCCAGAUUUUAUUGGUAGUCAAUCAUUGAAACUUGAUCUAAGCUUUACUGAUGCUCCAGUUCAAAUAGCCCACUUAGAAGAGAAGGAAUCAAUCAUGAUGACUUUAGAAUGUCUGGCUUCAAGCAGUCAGGAGCUUGCUGAGCUUGUUUUAAAUCCCUCAAAAAGCUUGGAAUUCCAUGGAAAAACUCCAUGGUUCUCUGAAAUAUUCCAAAUAGAAUCUGUGAUGGCUAUAGAGGAAUAUAUAAAAUUACCAUCAUCCCCCCAAAAAACACUGUAUUUUAGUGAUUGGUCAGUAGGAUCUAAAAGGUUGACUGAAGUUACUAAAUCUGCAGUUGGUUUUUCAACAUGGUGGGCAGUUUCCAGCACAGAAGAACUCUUAGCAUCUCACUCUAGAAUUGUAGCAGAAAUGGAAUUCGACAAGAUAUCCCAAUAUAAAGCUGGUGUUGGACAUCCUCACUUGACUACCAGUCCUCUAGAAAACACUCAGUCUGUAGCUUCUUCUAUGGUUUCAUCUAAAUCAAAUUUCGCGUUAAGUUCUCAGUUUACUAGUUCUGUAAAUGCCAAAGCUUUAGACUCAGUAUUUACUGAUUCAUUUCAAAUGGAUUAUCCUCCACAAGACAUUCAUAAUGCAUUUUCAGAUCUUCAGAAACUGCUUGAUACAUUAUCUGAUUCUCCAUAUUCUGCUCUAGUGGCCAGCCAUAUAUCUCCAGACCAUGGACAUGGAUAUAAUGAUCAGCCUAGUCAGAUGGUUGGUACAGAAUAUAUUCAUAACCACUUGGUACCAUCUGGUGAAUCCAGCUUUGGGGAGUCACUCAGAGAGGCAACUUUGCUGAUAGCCUCUGCCACAGAGGAAACAAAGCCUGAGUACUUCACACAAGAUAUACAAUUACCAGAUAAGCAGAAGGUGGAGAUGCAAAUUUCUAAUGUAGCCUUGUCUACUGCAAUGCCAAAGAUGAGUAGUUUCCUAUCAGAUAGCAUUGAACAGGCUAGUGUGCCCACCCAUUUAUCCCAGAUAUAUGAAUCACAACCAAGACCCAGAGGACACACAACUGUGUAUCAGGAGACACCAAUAACUGCGUUCACUGCGAUUGUGGAAGCGGAGAUACAAAGCACUUACCCGUAUCAGCCAUUUUUUGAUUUUGAUUAUAUCCCAUCGGAUCGACCAAGGGCUGCUAAUAUUGACAUAUUGGAUAUGGCCACAUCUUUUGGAAAUAAUGGGAAUAAAACAAACCUGGGAUUUCUACAUUUUCCAGGAGAACGUUUGUUUGCUAUUACUGCUGAAGUUCAACACGAUGAGCUUUUGCCACUGGGACUAGAAACCUAUGUGUUUCAAUUAGUACAAGAAGAGUUACCAGAAGCAACCUUCUUCCUGCCAGUGGGGAAAUGGGGAGAGGGCAACCACACAACAAACAAUAACACAAUGCUGAGUUUCUGGCUACACCUAAAACGAGGUGGAAGAGACAUGGAAAAUGUUACAGAAAACCAUCUAAAGGCCCUUGUAAACUCAUCUCUUGGGAAACUUAAUGCCACCAUGGUGUCCUUCUCAGCUGAAGAUGUGAAUGAAUGUCAGAUGGAAAUCCAUCAAUGUGAUAUUCAAGCUGAUUGUACCAAUGAAAAUGGGACAUAUUCCUGCCAUUGUAAGGAUGGCUACAAAGAUGAUUCUCUUGCAGCGCUGGGCAUUGUUUGUAUUAAAUCCCAGAAUUCAGUUCUUCGCCUUCUCUAUAUUCAGCUGGAGGUUUGGCUAGGCACCACAGUAGCUGUAGCUGUUGUCUUUUUCAUUAUCUUCACUAUUCUAUGUACGCUGCUACAAAACAGACAUCCCAAGGGUAACUCCAGCCUCAGAGAAGCAGAUCCAGCAAUUUCUCAGCUGGGAAGAAUUCCUUUAGACCCUUCUCCACAGAGAGAAAUGGGUUACAUUCUAUCAACAAACCCCCAACACAUGUCUCUUCAAUUCGCCCCUGACCGGCAUACAGGAAGAGAAGGUCCUGGAACACUUGAAAUGAUGAAAAUCACUGUUGAACAAACUGCAUGUUAAUUCUACUCAUUUUUUUUUCAUGCUGCACUGAUCACACUGUGUGUUAUGUAUGCAAUGAGUUACCAUCAAUAAAGAUUGGUUGCUUGUGCUAAC